This is a messenger RNA of Sphaeramia orbicularis (orbiculate cardinalfish), 1880 nucleotides long. RefSeq names its product B-box and SPRY domain containing (gene bspry). The transcript is spliced from 6 exons. NCBI's taxonomy places the organism in Eukaryota, Metazoa, Chordata, Actinopteri, Kurtiformes, Apogonidae. Bases 92 to 1504 code for a protein of 470 amino acids. Gene Ontology annotation, molecular function: protein binding. The record is from RefSeq and is a predicted model, not a curated record.
CCUUGUUCCGCUCACCUGUUCCACCUGUCGUGUAGGUGCGAUCCGGAUCCGGCUCUACGGGUGCACCUGCUCCUGUUCCUCCAGUCCCAGGAUGACCGAGGAGGAGCUCAGAACCUGCGACCUAACGUGUCCGUCUCCGUCGGACUCGGAGGAUCCGGAGGGGACCCGGAUCGGCGUGAAAAGCAGUGGUAGAAGGGGAGUGGAUAGUGACCAGCCCAUUUUCUCAGUCCUGAGUGGAGUGAAGCAGGUGGAGGCGGAGGAGGGGGAGAGAGGAGGAAGAGGAGGGGUGCCGAGCUAUGGAGCGACCACCUCCGACACCGAGUCCGGGAUCUUCCCUGCUGAAUGCGAGCUCUGCGUGGAACACGAGGCCGAGCUGGACUGGUUCUGUGGCACCGAGCAGAAACCCAUCUGCUCCCACUGCGCCUCCGUGGGCUCCUGUCACGGACACAGUGUGACCCCGCUGGCCACCAGAGUCACCGCUGUCAGAAAUCAGCUGGUGGAUGUGUGUGAGAAACUGCAGCUGCAGGCACUGAGGAUCGAAAGAUUUAUGGAACAGACACUGGCGGCCAAAGAACAUAAGCUUCAGGUGUCAGCGAGCAGGGCGAGGGAGCGGGUGCUGGCUCAGGUCAGCGUAGCCCGUGAAGCCUUGGAGGAAGAAGAGCAGCGUGUUUUGGAGGAGAUCCAGAGGGAGGAGGAGCGGGUGGAACAGUGUCUCCUCACCCAGAGGGCCCACUGGGGCCAGGCCUUGGCCAGUCUGUCACAAACACGCUCCCGUCUGGUGCACACCCUGACACACACUCCUGACACACAACUGGUGACUUGUGUCCAGGAGAUAGCAGAAAGAGUGGAGGAGGCAGAAGGCGUUGGGGAACCAUGUGACACAGAACAGCUCACCAUGAAACCAGGCUGCAGCGAUAGCCAGCUACUCAGAGGCCUGUGGGCCACGGUGGUCCUACUAGGUCCAAAUGCUUAUGGUUCACCCUCUCUGAAGUUUGAUGAGCGCUCAGUGAGCCCCCUCCUCUCCCUGUCUGAUGACUUUUGCACUUUGACCUUCUCGAAUAAGAAGUCCCGUCAGCCCCUCACCUAUGACCCAGCCCGCUUUGACUGCUGGCCCAAUGCUCUUGGUUCUCUGUCUCUGUCCUCCGGGACCCACAGCUGGGUGUUGGACGUGGGUCAGAGUGGGGCCUUUAAGGUGGGGGUCUGCUACGCCAGCCUGGAGCGCAAAGGCUCUGGGAACGAGGCACGGCUCGGAUACAAUGCCCAGUCUUGGGUGCUGUCUCACUACGACGGAGACUACUCCUUCUGCCAUGCUGGGAAGAAAGUGCCCCUGCAGGUGGUGAGGAGACCCCAGAGGAUCGGCCUCCUGCUUGACUGGCCCAGUCAGACACUGCUGUUUUAUGAACCAGACUCCAGUACGGUGCUGUAUUCGGUGACGCAACACUUCGAUGCCCCGCUGUUGCCGGCGUGUGCUGUGACCGACCGCAGUAUCACCAUCCUGCACUGACCGACAGCCCACACACAAAUGUUCUGAAACGUGAACGAAUGAAAACAGGAUGAUCAGUGUUUAUUUAUUCUGUGUCAAAGCAAGUCAAAGCUAGUUAGUUUUUAUCUGUGUAAUAAGUUUAAGUGUCUGUAUCUGUGGAUGAUAUUUACUGUAGUUAUUCUCUGACUCUGUGCUGACUGAUUGUUUUUAUAUAAAUAUUUUUUUUCUUCAUCUAAUUGAAUAGUUUGAUGUUUGUGAUUAAGCGUGACGAUCCAUCUGCAUUAAAUUUCAUGGUAUGAAUACUAUACCAUUAUACAAUCAAGGUGAGAUUGUAGACUGCUCAGUGUGUGUGUGUGUGUGUGUGUGUGUGUGUGUGUGUAUAUAUAUAUAUAUAUAU